Messenger RNA from Maylandia zebra (zebra mbuna), 1674 nucleotides. RefSeq names its product DnaJ (Hsp40) homolog, subfamily C, member 15 (gene dnajc15). The record is from RefSeq and is a predicted model, not a curated record. Gene Ontology annotation, cellular component: PAM complex, Tim23 associated import motor. Lineage: Eukaryota; Metazoa; Chordata; Actinopteri; Cichliformes; Cichlidae. Gene Ontology annotation, biological process: protein import into mitochondrial matrix. Gene Ontology annotation, molecular function: ATPase activator activity.
UUUAACAGUUGUGAGGCAACAUGGCGAAAGCCGGUGGAAUGACCGUGGAUGGAGACCUGAUGCGAUACACUGAGUACUCUCCAAAAACCAGUGUUAGAAGUGACGCGGAGAUAGACAGGCAGCUGGGACGGACAUUAAUUGCAGUUGGUCUUGGUGUGGCUGCAGCAGGGUUUGCAGGCCGGUAUGCUUUCCACCUUUGGAAGCCUCUUGGCCAAGUCUUCUCUGAAACUGUGAAGAAGAUGCCUUCGUCAACUUUUUCAUCAUACUACAAAGGAGGUUUUGAGCAGAAGAUGUCCAAACGAGAGGCCAGUCUCAUUCUGGGCAUCAGCCCAGCCAGCACUAAAGCCAAGGUACGAGAGGCCCAUCGGAGGAUUAUGGUCUUGAACCAUCCGGAUAAAGGUGGUUCCCCGUAUCUCGCUGCCAAGAUCAACGAAGCUAAAGACCUUUUGGACAAAGAGACUCGCCGAUGAUGCACACUGUCAAUGAGCACUAAAGACUUUCAUCCCCCCUCAGCUUCAAAGUACUGCUUGAAUGAGCAUGAAUACCGUACAGGGGAAACCGCUAAAGUUCAAGAGGAUCGUUAAAAGGAUUCUUUGUUAAGCUGCCAGAGUAACUUGUGUUUAACUGAAUUUGUCACCUCUGUGAUUAUAAGGUUAAUACAUCCUUAAAGCCACCUGCUGUUAUUUUACACAUAGAAGUAAUGUUGUAUUUAAAUGAAGGGGUUUGAAAGGAUAUAUACACCACCUAGUGGCAGCUGGCUGAAAAUGGAACAGUAAUUGUGCUGAGUUCAUUAUUGGCUGUGUAAAUAUAAUGAAUAAUGAUCUAUUUAAGCAGCAAGAGAACAAACUUGGUUUUCAUAUUUCAAUGUUUUAAUGUGAAAGUUAAAAAAAUAAACUUAAUUUGCAAAUAUUCACAGUAGGAUCUAUUUUUAGAUAUCAAGUUGAAAUGUAUUCAACUUAAAGUUUCAGAGCUAUCUUACAGCUGUUCUAUUAGAAAUGUUGAACAAUAAGCUGCCUUUGGCAACUCAAACCUGAAAAAUAACCAUACAUUUUGUAAUUUACCUGCUGUUUCUUUACCUGUAGCCAUACAUUUACCCAUUAACCUGUUUUAUGCUUUGCUGUUUGAUACAAAAAUUGUCAUCAUGAAAGCAACAAAUCCAUGAAGUUCAAAAGCUUUAUUUAGAGAAGGAUGCUGUAUUGGUGUCAUGGUACAUGUGAAUAGACAGAAGGAACAAAGCAUAUAGCAAUUACACUUACAGCAGCAAUUAUUGGUCAAACACCAACCAGUUACUGAGAGGUUUGCUUGAAAAAUGUCAGGGGAAAAAAAAAAAAAAGAAUCCGUCCUUUUGGGAUGUUGCUACGUUGGCUAAUGACAACCAGAUACUGGCCUCUGAGUGAACAGCACAUGGUCUGAUUUCCACUAUGAUAGGAAGUUUAACGUUUCAAGUCCUUGACAGACGUAAGAGUCAUGAACACAAUGUUACAACAGUGAUGGAUGACGUCCCAGAGACCGCAUCAACGGGAAAAAGUUAAAGUCCAACUGAAAUGAAAAAGAAAUCGCUCUCCUUUAUGCACAUUUAUUUGUUCGAAUGUGUAACUACAGAUAUGAAGGCCCAAAAAGAAUACAAAAACAAUAUUUUGAAGAAAUGUUUUUAAAAAAAAAAAAAAAAAAAAA